AUGGAGAUCUGUGUUGAUAGUGUGGAAUCUGCUAUUAAUGCGGUUAAUGGAGGAGCUCAUAGAUUGGAGCUAUGCAGUGCACUAAGUGAAGGAGGAUUGACACCAUCAUUGGGACUUUUAAAAACGUUAAAAACCAUGGUUUCAAUUCCUAUUUUUGUUAUGCUUAGACCAAGGUGUGGUUAUGAUUUCCAAUAUUCAGAUUUAGAAAUUAGAGUUAUUCUUGAAGAUUGUACUUUAUUCAAAAAUGCUGGAGCUGAUGGAUUCGUAUUUGGUGCUCUUACUUCAACUGGUUGUAUUGAUAUUGAUGCUUGUGUUUCAGUAAUUUUAACGGCUCAACCAUUACCUGUUACAUUCCAUCGUGCAUUUGACGUAGCUACACAAGAUCCAAUCGAAAUGGCACAAAAAAUAGCCGAUUUGGGUUUUAAACGCUUACUAACCAGUGGUAGAAGUCCUGUAGCAGUUGAUGGACAACGGUUAAUUAAAGCUUUGAUUGAAACCAUGAAAGAUCGUUUAAUUAUAAUGCCUGGAGCUGGUAUUCAAGUUGAAAAUCUUAAAGAUAUCCUCGGCACUACAUUAGCACACGAAUUUCACGGAUCAGCAAAGGAAGUGAAACAAUAUCCAAAUAAAAAUAAUACAAAAUUGCAUUCAAUUUAUAAAGAAGCCCCCAUUUAUGUUACAGACCGUGAUACUGUACAAAAAUUACUUGAUAUUUAUAAAAAUCAUUGGAAACUAGAAUAA
Messenger RNA from Macrosiphum euphorbiae (potato aphid), 738 nucleotides. Lineage: Eukaryota; Metazoa; Arthropoda; Insecta; Hemiptera; Aphididae. The record is from the annotation of a GenBank genome assembly.